Molecule: messenger RNA, 1035 nt
Organism: Setaria italica (foxtail millet)
Lineage: Eukaryota; Viridiplantae; Streptophyta; Magnoliopsida; Poales; Poaceae
Product: PLAT domain-containing protein 3
Exons: 2
Coding region: 129-695 (188 amino acids)
Molecular function (GO): protein binding
Source: RefSeq, a predicted model, not a curated record
CGAGACAGCCCAGCCACACCACUCGCUCCUGCGCUGUGAGCCUGAGACGACCGUGUCUCUUCUACCACCACCUACCUCUCUCAGCUCAGCACACUCCUAAGCUUCCUCCGCUGCGAUCGAAGCCGGCCAUGGCGAAGCUCUCCCCCUGCCUGCUCCUCGUCGUCUUCGGCGCCGUGGCGUGCGCGUCGGCGGCGGCGGCCGUCGUCACGGAGGUGGUGGCGCGGGACCCGGAGGACAAGUGCGUGUACACGGUGUACGUGCGGACGGGGUCCAUCUGGAAGGGUGGGACGGACUCCAAGAUCGGGGUGACGCUGGUGGGCGCCGACGGGUCGGGCAUCCGGAUCCCGGACCUGGAGGGGUGGGGCGGCCUCAUGGGCGCCGGCCACGACUACUACGAGCGGGGCAACCUCGACAUCUUCAGCGGCCGGGGGCCCUGCAUGCGCGCCGCGCCCUGCGCCAUGAACCUCACCUCCGACGGCACCGGCCCGCACCACGGCUGGUACUGCAACUACGUCGAGGUCACGUCCACGGGGCCGCACCUGGGAUGCGCACAGCAGCUCUUCACCGUCGAGCAGUGGCUCGCCACCGACGCCCCGCCCUACCGCCUCUACAAGACCGUCGACAAGUGCCACGAGAAGCGCUCGGCGGCGGCUACUGCCGGGGACGACGUCGAGGCCGCUGCCACCGCGCUGUAGGCCGAAGCUCCCCUGGCUUAAUUAAUUCAUCAGCUGCUGCCCUGUGCCGCUGUGCGGAUGUGCCCCGGGCGGCAUGUAAUAAUUGUGCAGGCGUGCCUGAUCUCGUCGGAUCGCGUUCGUGCAUCCUGUGGAGGUUUCUCCGCCUCCUUUUCCUACGACCAGAUGGAUCUCUGAGAAUAAACCCAGCUAGCCACCGUUUCUUCAGGCUCCCAUUGCUGCCUCUGUGCUGCGUUGUCGAUGGCCGAUGGGAGUUCGUGUUUGACUCGCGGCUGAGGUUAGUUGUGUGUCUGCGUCAGAUCAUUUGCCUUUGAUGCGGUCUCGUGCCACUUGGCGUUGAUUU